UCCGUCUAAAUAGACGCUCAGAUAAACGGUAAAAACGCUGCUCUGAGAGAGAGAGAUAGAGAGAGAGAAUGGAGAGCAGAGAAGACUUGAAGUCGAUAUUACCGUAUUUGCCACUGGUAAUACGGUCGUCGAGUCUGUCAUGGCCGUCAGAGGCGAUGGUGGAAGCGCUGAAAGCGAUGGCGAGAGGACCCAGUCACAGCGGGGUGAACUCAGGGGAGGUCCUAUUCCUCGCCAUUUCCGAUCUCAGGAACCACGCUUUCUACCUCUCUUCCGACGUCUUGGCUCCUUUCGCUCCCCAUGGCUACGCCCUCUUCUUCGAUGAUUUGAUGUCGAAGGAAGAAUCGACAAUAUGGUUUGAACAGAUUGUACCGGCAUUGGCAAAUUUGCUUCUGCGCUUUCCAUCUUUGUUGGAAACGCACUAUCAACAACAUGCAGGCUCUGGCCGUGUCAAUGGAGUUCAAUCUGGUCUUCGUUUAUUGCCUUCACAAGAACCUGGAAUAGUAUUAAUCUCCCAGGAAUUGAUCGGUGCUCUUCUUGGAUGCUCUUUGUUUUGUCUGUUCCCGAUCUCUAAUAGAGAUGUUGAACACCUUCCAAUGAUCAACUUUGAUCAUAUGUUUGCGAGUCUCUAUGACAGUUACAAAGAAAGUCAGGAAAAUAAGAUAAGGUGCAUUAUACACUAUUUUGAGAGGAUAUGUUCAUAUAUACCUAUGGGCCAUGUCUCAUUUGAGCGAAAAGUACUUCCUUUGGAACACCGUCCUCUAUGCAUUUCAUAUCCCAAAGAUACAUUCUGGAGCAAUUCUGUGAUUCCUCUCUGCCGUUUUGAGGUCCAAAACUCAGGCUUGAUAGAAGAUCAAUCUGGUGAAGCUCUUGAAGUAGAUUUUGCAAACAAGUAUAUUGGGGGUGGUGCUCUAAAUAGGGGCUGUGUACAGGAAGAGAUCCGUUUCAUGACCAAUCCUGAAUUAAUUGCUGGCAUGCUCUUCUUGCCUUCCAUGGCAGAUAAUGAGGCUAUAGAAAUUAUUGGUGCUGAAAGGUUUUCAAGUUACAAUGGGUAUGCUUCUUCAUUCCGUUUUUCUGGUGACUACGUGGAUAAAAGAGAUGUAGACUGCUUUGGAAGACAUAAAACCAGGAUCAUUGCGAUAGAUGCAUUAUGCAACCCAAGGCUGAGACAGUACAGACAAGAGUGUCUCCUCCGGGAGAUUAAUAAGGCAUUCUGUGGCUUUUUUGAUCAAUCUAAAUCUAAAUCUCAGCAAUAUGAGAGACUGUUUCAAGAGAGUGCAUGUUCUGGAGCUGAGCCUGAUCAAAGCAUACAAGAUCUGAUGGACAUGUCUGGGAAUAAUCUUUUGUUGAAUGAAUCCACCUAUACUUCAGAUGAAACAAAUAAAGGAGUAUCUUUAAAUCAAGCGAUUGGAAAUUAUGUGGAUUGUCAGAAUCUGGGCUAUGAAGAUAAUUUUGGGAUUGUGACUGGUAAUUGGGGCUGUGGUGCUUUUGGAGGAGAUCCUGAACUUAAAACCAUAAUUCAGUGGCUUGCUGCUUCUCAGUGCGAGUUUAUCUUUGUAGGCCUUAAGACCUUUCAUUUCAUACUACACAUUCGGCUUGAAGGCAUUGCAGAAUCUAGACCAGGUUACACGAUGGAUUUUGUCGCAUCAGUGGACGGUUGGAGACCUCUGGAAUAUGCUGGUGGAUUACUCAUACCAGAAACACAAUGGACAAACUAGUGUUGGCUUCUUUACAUGGCUCCUUCCAUCUCUACAUGGCCAUGACGCCGAGAUGUCAGACUUGCCAAAUAUGCCUUAAUACUUGCUGGAUUUUUUAAUUGCCUAGGCAUGCUCCACUUUGUUUUAUGUAGCAUUUUGAUGGAAUUUGUUUUUAUCAAUACAGAAAAGAAAUUUUGUAGAUAA
Molecule: messenger RNA, 1898 nt
Organism: Carya illinoinensis
Lineage: Eukaryota; Viridiplantae; Streptophyta; Magnoliopsida; Fagales; Juglandaceae
Product: poly(ADP-ribose) glycohydrolase 1
Exons: 11
Coding region: 69-1715 (548 amino acids)
Biological process (GO): nucleotide-sugar metabolic process; regulation of DNA repair; ATP generation from poly-ADP-D-ribose
Cellular component (GO): nucleus; cytoplasm
Molecular function (GO): poly(ADP-ribose) glycohydrolase activity
Source: RefSeq, a predicted model, not a curated record